Molecule: messenger RNA, 4381 nt
Organism: Siniperca chuatsi (mandarin fish)
Lineage: Eukaryota; Metazoa; Chordata; Actinopteri; Centrarchiformes; Sinipercidae
Product: F-box/LRR-repeat protein 3-like
Exons: 6
Coding region: 335-1639 (434 amino acids)
Biological process (GO): positive regulation of protein ubiquitination; SCF-dependent proteasomal ubiquitin-dependent protein catabolic process
Cellular component (GO): SCF ubiquitin ligase complex
Molecular function (GO): protein binding
Source: RefSeq, a predicted model, not a curated record
CCUGCCGACAGGUCACUGUAACUGCAGGCCAGCCAGGCCCACUGACUGCUCGACACAACAACACAAACGCCAUCUUUGGCUGACAGGGAAACUACUGAAGCAGAGUUGUGGAGCGAAACUAGGUCAGGCGCUCGGAAAACGAAAACACAGUCGAAAGAAAUAGCUUCAUGAGCUUCUAGUCAGUAUUUGCUAACUUCCCGACACACCGUGCUGUCCUAUGGUCCAAUGUGUUUGAUCGGUUGGCCAGCUAGAACGCAGUUUUCUUGUGUCGGUCCUGGGUUGACGUUGAGUGAUCGUCUUUUCUGACAAACAGCCGACGGAGGCGAAAGCCAGUAUGAAACGAGGUCUGCAAGGGAAUGAGCAGGAGGAUGGAGGUGGCACCAGCAGUGGGUCUCAGGAGACUCUUAAACGGUCCCGCAAGCAGAGGAGGGAGAAAGAUAUGGAGGAGGAGGGAGCCCGCUGGGAGUGUCUGCCACAGGAGAUCCUGUUCCACAUCUUCCAGUACCUGCCUCUACUGGAUAGGGCUUACGCUUCUCAGGUGUGCCGGGGAUGGCACCAGGCUUUUCACAUGCCAGAGCUCUGGCGGUGCUUUGAGUUUGAGUUGAACCAGCCAGCCAGCUCGUACCUGAAGGCCACACACCCAGAUCUCAUCAAACAGAUAAUCAAAAGGCACUCCAACCACCUGCAGUAUGUCAGUUUCAAGGUGGACAGCAGCAGAGAGUCUGCAGAGGCAGCGUGCGACAUCCUCUCUCAGCUCGUGAAUUGUUCUUUGAAAACACUGGGGCUCAUCUCCACAGCCAGGCCCAGCUUCAUGGAGCUGCCCAAGUCUCACUUUAUCUCAGCUCUGACAGUGGUUUUUGUCAACUCCAAAUCCCUGUCCUCCCUGAAGAUCGAUGACACGCCUGUGGAUGACCCCUCCCUCAAAGUCCUGGUGGCCAAUAACAGUGACACCCUCAAACUACUGAAAAUGAGCAGUUGCCCUCAUGUUUCGCCUGCAGGCAUCCUGUGUGUGGCUGAUCAGUGCCACGGCCUGAGAGAACUGGCUCUCAACUACCAUUUGCUGAGUGAUGAACUUCUCAUCGCACUCUCCUCGGAGAAGCACGUUCACCUCGAGCACCUUCGCAUCGACGUGAUUAGUGAGAAUCCUGGCCAACAGUUCCACACCAUCAAGAAGAGCAGCUGGGACGCCAUGGUGCGCCACUCUCCUAAAUUUAAUCUGGUCAUGUACUUCUUCCUCUAUGAGGAUGAGUUCGGCCCUUUCUUCCGCGAUGAAAUCCCUGUUACGCAUCUGUACUUCGGACGCUCCGUCAGUAAAGACGUGCUGGGCCGCGUCGGGCUCACCUGCCCGCGUCUGGUCGAGCUAGUGGUGUGCGCCAACGGGCUGCGCCCGCUGGAUGAGGAGCUGAUCCGCAUCGCCCAACGCUGCACGCAGCUGUCGGCCAUCGGCUUGGGCGAGUGCGAAGUGUCCUGCAGCGCUUUCGUGGAGUUUGUCAAAAUGUGUGGAGACAGACUGACACAGCUAUCCAUCAUGGAGGAGGUACUGGUUCCAGAUCACCGCUAUGGGCUGGAUGAUAUCCACUGGGAGGUGUCAAAGCAUUUGGGUCGUGUCUGGUUCCCAGACAUGAUGCCUACCUGGUAGAGCUCUGGGGAAAGAAGUUGUGUCCAAGUUUUUGUGAGUGUAUGAGUAUGUGUGUGUGUCACUUCGAGACCUACGUUUUCGCCCUUUCCCAGGCACCAUAUGUGGUUUUCUCCCUGAAUACGUGAAGAAAUUGCAUCACUUUUGGUUUCUAUGUGAUGAAACGUGUAACAUUGUUUUCCAACUCUGCCAUGCCAUGUAUACAAUUUUUAGAUUUAUAUCUAUAUUUUUUAUCUAAAUGUAUUUGUCUUGUCACUCAUAACAUUUAGCACAUUGUUCUCUGAGCCCUUCCUUAAGGGCAGACACUCUGCAGAUCGGUUAGGCGUAGUGUUUCAGGAGUAUUCAGGCGUGACGCUUUUCCAUGGGAAUUAUUGGGAAUGAAUGGGAAAUUGUGAGGAUUAUUGUAUGUGCACAGCCAGUCUUUACUGUAUUAUAUGCAGGCAGAAACAUAAACAUUUUGCCAUAUCAUGAGCGGGCAUGAGUACAAAUCCUCCUAAUAGAAAUUAUUUUACAGUUACAGAGUUUAAUUUCAGUAGUUACUUGACAUGCAGAUACAUUCAACAGAAUGUCAUCACCACACUGAAAGCAAAAAGUCUUUGAGGUCAGGCAGUGUGGUAAUUUAGAAAAUAGUCUUCAAGUAAAAAAAGCACAGAACAUGCAUUGGAUGGGGAUGAUCACCAUUUUAAGUCCUUAACUGUCAUGGAAGGUUUCUGAAUUGAAGCUUGUGGUUGAUCACAAAACUACGGUCAUAAGGAUUACAUGUUGAACAUGUUUUUGUCUGGUUGUGUCAUUUGCUCCUGCCUCAUAUCAUUGUGUCUCUAUUUGAUGUCUUUGAAUGUGUUCCUUAGUCACUUCGUCUCUUUUUUGUCCUCUGAUUUGAUAUGGUUAAAGCUAAAGACAGUUCAAUCUCCCUUUUUCUAAAAACAGCUGUUUGAGAAGGUGAUGCCCUUAUUUUACUUUGGUCAUAAUCAUCUUAGUCUGUAUAUACUGUGUGUGUAUAUAUAUAAGAGUGAUGUUUGAACAUAUUUUUGUGUCUAGUGUACAGUAGCUAUAUUUCUGCAUUGCCUGACCCAUGUUCCUAUUGUAAUUGUAAAUAUCAAAGUUAUAUUGCAAAACAAAUGGGAGGGAGAAAUUUUAGUCAUAUCUGUACAUUUAUUGAAUCCUACUGAUGCACUUUUACUCUAAUGAAGGAGCCAAGUUUAGCAAGAUGAGCUGCAAUGUCUUUAAAGCAUGAAAUUAACAGAUUUUGCAGCCAAAUGAUGGACAAUUUUGGCAGUGGUCAGUAAAUCUGGCAAUUCUAUGUGACCCUUGGUAGUUAACCUGCUGUUUAUGGAGUUAUUUUGUAUUCUUACAAAUAUUUUAGGAAAUAAUUUCUAAGAAAUUAAAUUGGCAGGUGGAAUUGUUUAUUGACAGUCACCAGACCAAACCUGCAUAACAGCACAAUCAUCCACCACACUAAUAGUCUACACAGUCAAUAGUUUUAAGAUAUAUUCUGGUUUAGUAUUUGUAAAACAUAUUUUUGAGGAAAGCUGCAAACAAAAUGGUCGCCCCGUGAGGAAGUCUCAAAUUGAUUGAUAGGUCUUUUAAUACAUGGGCAUAAUUGAAGCUAUUAAUUUUUUCUGAUGCUGUUAAAAGUUUAACAUCAGCAGUGUUUGUAAACACAGCAGAGAAAAGGCCCAUAUUUUCAAUUAUGAUCAGUUCACAAACACAAAAUAUAUCUUUUCUAUCUUCAAGUAAACAGUUUUUCUGUAUGUGUAUUUAGCUCAAAGUUAUAUGGUAAUAUAAUUACGGAUUGAUGAUUUAAAUGCUAGUACAGGGCUGCACAAUUAUGACCAUUGCUGUACUUUUUGCAAUAGGUUUCUGAGGCUAUCAUACAGAAACAACUGGCUGGCCUACAACAAGGAUAAGGUCAAUUUGUACAACUUAAAUUGAUAGUGGUCCUUUAUAUUUAAUCCUAUAUCAUCUUUAUCUGUUGCUUAUUUGGGUGUGGCAACUGUUCUUAUGUAGGCUAAUUGAUAAAAAUAUGAAAAUCAUGAUCUCAGUGAGGUAGUUGUCUGAAGACAGGACAGUGUGGCAGCUGAAUGUUGAUGUAACUGAAUGUGUAAGAAUGAAAUAUUUAUAUUUCACUAUUGUUUUGUUGCAAUAGAGUGAAAGAAUAAUAGUUGGAAGACGUGUUAAGGUGGACUUAUCAAGGAUGUUGUUGCACGUGCUCAAAGAUAACACCCUUGGACUGUGCAAUGAAAGAGACCUGUAAAUCAUUAUGUUCAGUUAAAAAUGGAUGAUUGUUUUACAGGAUUUGUAUUAAUCCUUUUUUGUGUAUUUUGUUUGCAAAUGUUAAUUGAAAAAAAAUUACUACUUCACAUUAAUGUUUCUUCCAAUAGGGUCCCACCAUGUCUUAAAUUUAUGUUUUCUGAAGGUCAGCCAGGCCUGCCAAUGGACUUCCUUUACUGACUUACAGUACAUUUUAUUGUGUAUUUAUAAAACCAUGCCAUCUGCUGGUUAAUAUUAACUGCAUUUGUAUUCAGUGCUUAUAGAUGAUUAUUGUAAUAUGAAAGGAUAGGCAGAGUAAGGGCUGCAGUUUUUUAUAGAGUGUACAGUGACAGUGGGUUCUUUUUAUUUUAGCUAAACAAGGCCGCAUUGUACUGAAAAGAUUUAUUGGAAAGUAACCUCUUGUACUUUUCCCAAAGAUAUGUAAUAUUUGAGUAAAGUUCUUAGCCACAUUAAAAAUGCCUGCUUGAAUAUGUA